Cheilinus undulatus (humphead wrasse) is the source of this 902-nucleotide messenger RNA. RefSeq lists its product as uncharacterized. The coding region runs from base 134 to 739 and encodes 201 amino acids. NCBI's taxonomy places the organism in Eukaryota, Metazoa, Chordata, Actinopteri, Labriformes, Labridae. The transcript is spliced from 7 exons. The record is from RefSeq and is a predicted model, not a curated record. Gene Ontology annotation, molecular function: telomeric repeat DNA binding. Gene Ontology annotation, cellular component: shelterin complex. Gene Ontology annotation, biological process: regulation of telomere maintenance via telomere lengthening; telomere capping.
GAAGAAACAGCAGCUAGCUGAUUGAUCAGCUACUUUCCAAUAAUUUGCUGCUCGUUCUUGUUCAUGAAGGAUAUUUUCAUUCAAGAAACGUCCCUAUGUUAUUUCUGCAGUUAAAUCUCUCCGGCUGUAUAAAAUGGAGGGUCCCCUGCCUCUCUCCUCUCUGAGGCUCCUGGUUCCUCCUCUCAGGGUGAUGUCGGCUGUCAUGUGGAAGGCUGUCUGUUUGAGAAACAUGAAGCAUUAUGGGAAAGUGGAGGAGUUUAUAUCCAUGGUAUCUGAGGUCAUCCCUGACCUCCUGACAGACGGACAGAUGAGGCUGCUAACUCUGGGCUUAAGAGCAAAGAUGAUGCUACAGCUGUUAAGUUCUAAACAACCAGAGGAUCUCACAGCUGUGAAAACUCACUUAAACACCCUGCUGCUAUCUAGCUCAAACCAGGUUUGUCCAGAAGAUGAAGCUCUUGAAGAGAACUUUGUGAGGCUUGUUCAAAACCUCCUGGAGGACCCAAAAGAAAGAAAACAUUUCCUCAAGACCGUGUUUCCUGUGGAGUUUGGGUCUGACUUUGAUUCAGCUUUAGAGAAUCUGCUUUGUGAGUUCUUCAGUAGACUGGAGGAGAUGCUGCAUAUACCAGACUUCAAGCAGACUGCUAAAGACUGUGGAUCAGUGAUUCACCCUCUGUGCUGGAGGAGUGUGUGCCCAAAGAGGACGACCUCAGAGUUCUGCUCAGGAGCAAGGCCUGUGUAGGGAGGAUGACCAACAAGGAUUCAAGAGUUUUCUCUGACUCAGAGGAGCGACUCCUCUCAUCACUAUCUAUUCCUCCUUCUCUGCAAAUGACCAAUGCCAAAGAUGUGACGUCUAACCUCCAGAUACAAAACUAAAUACAAUCUGAGCAUGAUUAUUGUCAGAA